Messenger RNA from Postia placenta MAD-698-R-SB12, 160 nucleotides. RefSeq lists its product as hypothetical. Gene Ontology annotation, molecular function: mRNA binding. The record is from RefSeq and is a predicted model, not a curated record. Gene Ontology annotation, biological process: regulation of mRNA stability involved in response to oxidative stress. Gene Ontology annotation, cellular component: nucleus; cytoplasm; post-mRNA release spliceosomal complex. The annotation marks the transcript as partial. Lineage: Eukaryota; Fungi; Basidiomycota; Agaricomycetes; Polyporales; Adustoporiaceae. The transcript has a single exon.
CUCCCCUACCGCGUCCGCUGGCAGGACCUCAAGGACCUCUUCCGCCGCGCGGGCACCGUCCUGCGCGCAGACGUCGCGCUCGGCCCCGACAACCGCAGCCGCGGCCACGGCACCGUCCUCCUCGCGACCCAGGACGACGCCGAGCGCGCCGUCGCGCUCU